Vicugna pacos (alpaca) is the source of this 3984-nucleotide messenger RNA. It is a transcript of the gene SLAIN2, whose product is annotated as SLAIN motif family member 2. Gene Ontology annotation, cellular component: microtubule plus-end. NCBI's taxonomy places the organism in Eukaryota, Metazoa, Chordata, Mammalia, Artiodactyla, Camelidae. Gene Ontology annotation, biological process: microtubule nucleation; positive regulation of microtubule polymerization; cytoplasmic microtubule organization. The record is from RefSeq and is a predicted model, not a curated record.
CGCAGAUGAGGCGCUCGGCUGGGGCCAGCGGCGCUUCGGAACCGGAGCAGGGGGGACCCUGGCGGUGGGGCUUGGCCCUGCUGUAUGCCGGCGCCUCGGCUAGAGUGAGCGGCGGCGGCGCCCUUCCUCCGGCUCUUUCCCUGUGGCCGUGAGUUCGAGCGGGUGGUAGGCGGCAGAGGCGGCGGGGCCGGGAUGGAGGACGUAAAUUCCAAUGUGAACGCGGACCAGGAGGUGCGGAAGCUGCAGGAGCUGGUGAAGAAGCUGGAGAAGCAGAACGAACAGCUGAGGAGCCGCUCCGGGGCCGUGCAGAGCGCUGGCUCCCUGGGGCCUGGCAGCCCUGUUCGGGUCGGCGGGUCCACUCCCUCUUCUGGCGCGGCGUCCCCUCGGGGCUUCCCCUUGGGCCUCAACGUCAAGUCGGGCAGCGGGGCCGGGUCGGGCCCAAGGCGGACGAGUAGCGAGGAGCUGCGGGACGCCACCUCCUUGCUGGCAGCGGGCGAGGGCGGCUUGCUGGACGAGGUGGAGCCGCUGCGGCCCGAGGAGCUGGAGCGCCUGUCAGGCUGGGAAGAGGAGGAGGAGAGCUGGCUGUAUUCAUCACCAAAGAAAAAACUUACACCAAUGCAGAAAUCAGUUAGUCCAUUAGUUUGGUGCAGGCAAGUUUUGGAUUACCCAAGUCCUGAUGUUGAAUGUGCUAAAAAGUCUCUUAUCCACAAACUUGAUCAAACUAUGUCAGCUCUCAAGAGGCAGAAUUUAUAUAAUAAUCCUUUCAACUCCGUGAGUUACACAAGUCCUUACAGUCCAAAUGCCAGUAGCCCAUACAGCAGUGGUUUUAAUUCUCCAUCCUCAACCCCAGUGCGACCUCCUAUAGUCAAACAGCUAAUACUUCCUGGAAAUUCAGGUAAUUUGAAAAGUUCAUCAGAUAGAAAUCCUCCACUCAGUCCUCAAUCCUCUAUAGACAGUGAGUUAAGUGCUUCAGAAUUAGAUGAAGAUUCAAUUGGAUCCAAUUAUAAGCUAAAUGAUGUAACUGAUGUGCAGAUUCUAGCUCGGAUGCAGGAAGAAAGUCUCCGGCAAGAAUAUGCAGCCACCACAUCUCGUCGCAGUUCUGGUUCAUCUUGCAAUUCUACAAGACGGGGUACUUUUAGUGAUCAGGAACUUGAUGCACAAAGUUUAGAUGAUGAAGAUGACAAUAUGCAUCAUGCAGUAUACCCCGCUGUUAACAGGUUUUCACCAUCACCACGCAAUUCUCCUCGACCAUCUCCUAAGCAGUCACCCCGAAAUUCACCUCGUUCUCGAUCUCCUGCUCGGGGAAUAGAAUAUAGUAGAGUGUCCCCACAGCCUAUGAUUAGCCGCUUACAGCAACCUCGCCUUUCACUUCAAGGCCAUCCCACAGAUUUACAAACAACCAAUGUUAAAAAUGAAGAAAAACUAAGGCGCAGUCUUCCAAACCUGUCCCGGACAUCUAAUACACAAGUUGACUCAGUGAAAAGCAGCAGAAGUGACUCAAAUUUUCAAGUGCCAAAUGGAGGAAUACCUCGCAUGCAACCUCAGGCUUCAGCCACUUCGCAAAGGCUGAAAAAUUUGCCUCGUACUUCUCUCAAAGCCAAACAGUUGCUUCAAACUUCAUCUACAAAAAGAGUACCUUCUCCAGGCAAAUUCCGCUCCCCUGCAGCACCAUCUCCUUUGGCUCUCCGGCAACCAGUAAAAGCAUUUAGUAACCAUGGCUCUGGUUCUCCUGGUAGCCAAGAAACAACACAACUUAUGCAAACCACCUCCUCGCCUGGGCCUCCCAUGGUUCAGAACACAGUCCCAGCAAAUCCUCCCAGCAAUAUCAACAGCACUACUCUAACCAGACCUGCAGGGACAACCAUGAUGAGAAGUGGCUUGCCCAGACCUAGUGCCCCUUCUGCGGGGGGUAUACCAGUGCCUCGCAGCAAACUUGCACAGCCUGUUCGCAGAUCCUUGCCAGCUCCUAAAACCUAUGGUAGCAUGAAAGAUGACAGUUGGAAAGAUGGCUGUUAUUGACCAGCAAAGACAAGAAUGCAGAGGUCCACAGCUUCAUGGAUACCCCUUCACCAGGCUAAAAGACAACUUUUAUAUGCAGACUGUUCAGAUAAGACUCUCGGGAUUUAUAAAAUCCCAGCUCUCUCUGUCUUAAUUAGCACAAACUGACAGAGAUGAUCAAGCAGCACUUUAAUGACAUUUAACAUCAGAUGUGUUUGGUAAUCAUACAAUCACUCCAUGGAAUCACUUUUAGUUUUGCUUAAUAGAAACUAAGUUGAUUUUUAAAUAUUUGACAAAGGCCAAUAUCUGGGCAAAAAACUAAUGGAUGCCAAAGAGAAAUGCCCAUUUGUAAAUGAGAGAGUACCUUUGUGCACAAGAAAAUGGUGAAUUCAGGCUAUCCAAAACUUCACAUCCAACCUAAUUUACUGUAUAAAUAGUAUCAAUAAAUAUUUGUGUUAAUGAGAACUAAUAUUCUGACUAAUUAUCUAAAAUGUUUCACUAGUGUUUCACUAGUCCUCCAAGAAACUAGAUUGAGAUGGAAGAGGGCAGGGUGGGGAGAAACCUGGGCUAGAGAUUUAAAACAUGCCUAAAUUUGGGAGGAUUCUAUAAAUUAUUUUUGCAGAUUCAUUAGAAAAGUUGUCAUUUUGUUUAAUCUUAAGUUUUGGAUGUAGCUCCCAUAUCACCACUGCCAGAUAGUGUGACCGCGUGCAUCCAUCAUGUUGCAUUGACACAUCAGACUUCUGUGUUUGUUUUGAUUGCCAAAAGGGCUUAAUAUCAGUUGUACAAUCUUUCUAAACUUUAUAGCUCCUGGCUCAGGAAAGAUAGCCUUUGCUGUUGAAGCCAACUUCUUCACAUGCUGUUAUCUGUUAUAGAACUAAGAGAUCUUGUUUUUAUUAGCAGGUUUCCAUGGUGGGAAAGAGCAGGUAGUAUGUGUCUUUAUUCUUGAUACAAAUAACACCACCUCAGUGCUUACUACAACCUGGAACAAAACCAUGCAACAAGAAGCGGGUGGAAUAAAAUCUAUGCACUUAAUUUACAAAAUCUCUGGUAAUGACAGUUGUAUUGUUACUGUUAACUGACACAACAGUCUGCCAUGUGGUGGGAAAUUAUAGCCUGCUGAAUCCUACUUAAGCUGAUCCACUUUAGACUGAGUAACUGUGCAAAACAUCCUUUGAAGAUACUGUCCCUGCUGACAUAGAUUUUGUCUGACAUCAAUUUUUGCAUUUUUGGUAACAAAUGAAACCGCCUGCAUACGAAUCUAACUUGUUAAAUACUUGCUCUGUGAUGGCCCUUAUGUAUAUCCUGGAAAUCACUUAUUUUGGUUUUAUUCAACUAUUAGCAGACUAAAACUUCCUUCUGCAGCAGGCUUCUUGUUUUUCAUGGUAAGGUCUUUUUUUAAAUAUUUAAUUUGAACAGCUCUGAAAUAUUGGCACUUGGGUCACUAAAGGAUUUUAAGAUUUGAAUGUAAGUUCAUUUCCUGUUGGUCAAAGACAUAUCUGUAAGUUGGCAAAAGAAAUUGAGAAAUGGGAAGCUUAAUAUUCAGGAUAGCAUUGAGGUUGAUAGCUUGAGAGAAUGGCAAAACUUUUAAAACCAAGUCCCCUGUUUUGCUGUGACUGACACCAUGGUAGUCUUAUUAGCUUGACCAGUAGGGAGUCAUUCCUUUAGCACAAAGCAGCAGGAGAUUUAAACUGCCAGUGCUAAUGUAUUUUGGUGUAUACUACAAGGAAGAAAUUAUAUCCUUGAAUUUGAGGGUGAUGGGGAUGGAUCAGGAAAGGAUGGCGCCAGAAUUCCACAUGAUGAUGAACUAAAAGAUGUUGCUUUUCAGAGGAAGGUAAAGCAUCUGUUUCGGGUAGGGGGAUAUCUCAUGUAAAAAUCUAAGUGAGUCAAAGAACUAGCCACUGUCUCUUUUUAAAACCAUGUAUACGCAACAGAAAAUAGGUCUGUUUUCAGUGCAACAUUGCAAAAAAAAAUGCUGCAAUCUAAUAA